UCUUCUUACAGUGACGAGAAACAUUUUAAAGACAGAACCUCUCCCGAAGGAGAUAUACAAAACGGGUAACAUCGAAUACAAUAGAAGGAUCAACUAGCCUACAUUAGGAGAAUCAUCCACAUUUGGAUAACCAACCAAGUUAGGAGAAUCGACUGGCCUACACUCAGAGAAUCAACUACAUUAGGAGAAUCAUCUGCACUAGGAGAAUCGACUGGCCUACACUCGGAGAAUCAACUACAUUAGGAGAAUCAUCUGCACUAGGAGAAUCAACUACAUUAGGAGAAUCAACUGGCCUACACUAGGAGAAUCAACUACAUUAGGAGAAUCAUCUGCACUCGGCGAAUCAACUACAUUAGGAGAAUCAUCUGCACUCGGCGAAUCAACUACAUUAGGAGAAUCAACUGGCCUACACUAGGAGAAUCAACUACAUUAGGAGAAUCAACUGGCCUGCACUCGGAGAGUCAACUACAUUAGGAGAAUCAACUACAUAAGGAGAAUCAACUACAUUAGGAGAAUCAACUGGCCUACACUAGGAGAAUCAACUACAUUAGGAGAAUCAUCUGCACUCGGCGAAUCAACUACAUUAGGAGAAUCAACUGGCCUACACUAGGAGAAUCAACUACAUUAGGAGAAUCAACUGGCUCACACUAGGAGAAUCAACUACAUUAAGAGAAUCAACUGGCCUACACUAGGGGAAUCUGAAGUUGUUGCAAUCUCUUCACAAUAUCAACAAUCACGACCAUGACUUGAAUGAAGAUGUGACCAUAGACGAACAAUCCGCAAAAAAGUAGAAAUUCAUCAAGUAAAUAGCUGGCUAAACCAAUCCGUGACUUUUCCAGCUUGUAUAUCUCAGACACAAACAUGGCGUUUUGGAAGUUUCUUAUUUCCUGCCUUGUGGUUGUUGUUGUUACCCUCGCACCGGUGCUGUGUGACAUCCUAGAUGGGGUUUGCCAAACAGGGGGAGGUAACACCUCAAUCACAUACCAAGCCUGUGCUCCAGCCGCCUCCGCCUUGACGAGAAGUGCUCCCUUUAACCUCACCAUUAUUCCAGAGAGCGCCACAUGUGGGGAUCCACCUACUACGUUCUGUAGCAAGACAUGGCAGUUUGGCUGUCUUGAAUUCGACACGUGUGAUCGGAAUAACCCGGAUAAAAGCCACCCGAAGGAUUUCCUCGUUGAUGAUAGCAUGGAAACAUAUUGGGCCUCGAUCUCAGCCUCCAGCCGAAAUGAAUUGAAAGUAGUCAUCCAAUUAUCCUUCGACAAGUUAUACGAACUCAGUGGCACAAUAGCGUUGCUGUUCUUUUCGGGACGUCCGAGAGAAAUGAUCAUCGAGAAGUCGAUCGACCACGGCGCCAGUUGGACGGUCUUACAGUACUACAGUCAGGAUUGUACCAAAUACAGCGGCGUGGCGCGAAGCAAAGGGGAUUUGACAACGACAAACCCCACGGCUGUAAUCUGUACAGGGGACUACACUACUGCAGAGCCCUACACUGGGGGAAUUGUGAAAUUUGAUGACAGACACCUGAUGUUUUUAGGCCCAACGCUGUCGGACUAUCAGAAUCUAUUCAAUGCGCUCGAGAAUGAUCCAAACUUCCACACUUUCCUCUCCUUCACUGGUAUACGUAUCACUCUCCUCAUACCGCCUGCCCAGGGAGGAUUUUACGGUAUUUCCAACAUUGACAUUAGUGGAAAGUGUAGCUGUAACCUACAUGCAUCAUCGUGUUCACUGGUCAAUGGCUUCACUGUUUGUAACUGUUCGCAUAACACUGAAGGCAAAGACUGUGAGCGGUGUCUGCCUAUGUAUAACGAACGGCCCUGGAAAAGGGGAAGCUACCUCGGCGAGGCUAAUGAGUGUCAAAAAUGCGAGUGCAAUGAGCAUGCGCAGAGCUGUACCUACGAUCCGGUGUAUAUGCGGGGAGUGUGUGACAACUGUUUUCACCAUACCAAGGGGUUUCAUUGUCAGGAAUGUAUUGACGGAUACUACCAUAACACCUCCUUGCCACUAAAUGAUCUCAACACCUGCACCCUGUGCGACUGUGAACCGUUGGGUGUGACUCAAGGAUCGGUGGGAUGCAGCCAGACUCCAGAUGGAGACAAGCCCAUCGGACAGUGUCCCUGCAAACCACAGAUCACCGGACGUCGAUGCGAUGUGUGUGUGGACGGCUUUUAUGGACUGUUAGUCGGAGACCAGCCUGGAGAGUGCAAACCAUGUAACUGUAACACCCGGGGCACUGUGGGUGGGAGUACCACUUGUAACAAAGAGACAGGUCAGUGCCCAUGUAAACCCAGCACCGAUGGUCGCCUGUGUAGUGUGUGUAAGCCCGGAUAUCAUGGCUUUCCUCUCGAUGUGACACAGGAAUGCACUGCAUGUGGUUGCGAUUGGGGCGGAAGUAUGUCCGAAGUGUGUGAUGCGGUUUCGGGAGAAUGCAAUUGCCGUGACAAAGUGCAAGGAGUCAAAUGCUCUCAGCCAGAGCCUGGAACUUAUUUCCCUUUCUUAGACGUUAACGCUCUGGAUCCCGUUUCCGGUACCUGUACUUUGGACAGCGCCAUGCAGUCGACUCUGUCGCAUGACGGACAAAGUUUUGCCAGGUGUCAAUCGAGUCAGUCAGUGGUAUUCGCUGACGUGGCUGGCCAGAUAAGACAACCUCAGAUACAAUGGCCGUAUCGACUGGCUGUCCGAUACUCACACAACUCUCAACUACCCUGGCCCUCCGGAACUUUGACCGUCACCACCUCCAGGAUCUCCGGAAUUACGGACACGUCGGAGUAUCUUAGCAAACAGACGGAGCCUAUCAACACAUCGCUGUGUACAGGGAUUGGCCAAACCAAAACAUGGACGGUUGAUUUUCAGCCAGGUUCUGGUGUGGCCUGGCUCAGUUCCGUGGGUGAUGAAGUCAUUCUGGACGUGAGAUGUCAAUAUCGAUUCACCCUGGUGGUAGGACAGAAGGACCUUAAUGAAGUGAACGACGAUAUCGUCAUAGAUUCUAUCGUCCCAUUGCCGUCUUUAUCGCAGUAUCCCUCCUACCGGUCUGCAGAUAACGAGACAAAGCUUCAGUACGACGAAUGCGUGACAAACGUUGCUGCGCUCAGCACCAGGAGUCAGCACGUGCAGUCCCCAACGUGCCGUGCUCUCAGCUUUUCUGUGGGGACACAGAUCAACCUUGGAGCAAGUGACUGUGGCUGUGACCAGGUGGGCACCCAGUUAGGCACCCAGUGUAAUGGGUUUGGAGGAGAGUGUGCCUGUAAACCAGGUGUGGCGGGAAGGACCUGCAACACCUGUGACCUUGGGUAUUACAACUUCACCGAUUCGGGUUGUACAGCAUGCAACUGUGACCAGACGGGAUCACAGAACGGCGUCUGUGACAUCAGAACGGGACAGUGUCCUUGUCAUACCAAUGUAGCUCGGUACGGGGAGAUAACCCGAGACGACGUUGUGGCCGGUACGCUCUGUAACGUCUGCAAGGUGAACCACUACGGCUUUGCUGAGGGCAGUGGCUGUCUGCCGUGCAACUGUAGUUCUCUGGGGUCGCAGAAACAGCAAUGUGACGAGGAAGGACAAUGUACGUGUAAAGACACCAUAACGGGUCUGCAAUGUGAUGUGUGCGAGCCAGGCUACUAUAACUUCACUGUCACGGGAUGUCUGGCAUGUGAUUGCACCUCUGACGGAGUAGUCUCCUCGGACUGUAAUAAGGACACAGGGGUAUGCACGUGCAGGACUAACGUAAUGGGGGAUAGAUGUGAUCAGUGUAAACCUGGAUAUUUCAAUCUCUUACACUCGGACCCUAAUGGGUGUCAAAAAUGCUUCUGCUACGAACACGGAACACCCUGUACGUCCGCUGGUGGCUUUGUGGAGGCCUUCGUCUUCACGGAAAGCACGCAAUUUUGGGAAGUGGCUUCUUCGUUCGACUCCAACUACAUCAUGGCCCCUACCGAAUUCCUGGCCUACCAGGCACGUUCUUACAACCAACCCCUCUCGUUCGAAAUGAUGACAGGGUCGGGUAGCGUACAAUUGUCAGGACGCCGCCCCAUAAUCCUAGAAAGCCAAGGAGUACAGAUACAUUCCCAACAGGACGAGGAGAUCACCAGCUUAGAAGUUACAACCAUUACUAUUUCGCUCCAUGAGGACUACUGGUAUUAUAGCAACGAUACGCAAGUAACUUCUUCACACAUGCAACGUACUUUGGCUGAUCUUCAAGCGAUUUACGUUCGGAAGUUGUACGAUCCCGUCAUCGUGACCGUAAGGAACUUCCAGAUGAAAUCAGCUGCCGAGGCUAUCGAGGGGGAUGGUCGCCCGCCGGUUGGUUACGUCGAGCAGUGCAGCUGUGAGCCUGCUCAAGGGGUAACAGGUCUGUCGUGUGAGACUUGUUCUGAGGGCAACAGACGACCCACCAACACGUCAUCGCGUUUUGAGAGUUGCGUCCCUUGCGACUGUAAUGACAAACAAGACGGCGCUGCUAUUUUGUGUAACGAGACGACUGGGGAGUGUCUCAACUGUCGGAAUGGAACUGAGGGCUUAAACUGUGAGAAGUGUGCCCCAAACGUCGUUGACAGCUCUGAAUGUGACGUUUGCAUGGAUAACUACUGGGGUUUAUUUAAAGAGGGGUGCAUAGCCUGUAACUGCAAUGAUAUUGGCACCAUCGCUGCUACCAUUUGUGAGAAAAGUACGGGAAAGUGCUCUUGCAAAGACCACGUGACCGGAAGACAAUGUGACGUCUGCCAGGAUAAUUACUUUAAUCUAACAAGUGCAGGGUGCACCGUUUGUGACGAUUGUUACGUCCUUGUUGAGACGGAGGUAAACGAGCUCAGGCAGAUGAGAGAUAACCUGACCAGUCAUGUUCAAGUGCUGAAAGACAACGACAAGAAUGCGGAAUUGGGGCGGUUUACUGAAAGACUCAAUAAGGCUGUAACAGAUCUGAACGAUCUGCAGCAGUUUGUGGACGAUGCAAAGAACAUGGAAGUGACAACAGCUGACACGCUGUCUGAUUUGAAUGCGACGCUCAUCAUCUUGUUGGCUGACCUUGAAGGCAAUACCGCCAUCGUCGCCACCAUAGCGUCAGAGCUGCGUCAAGCGCGUGUAAAUGUCGACGUAUCUAAAGGCGCUGUCAAUGCAAUAAAAGGAACCGUAAAUACAGCUUUGAUGCAACUUGAAGCCUUGCGUUUGGAGUCUAGGAAAAUAACGGACCUGGUGAACACCCUGGUGUCCAUGAACCAGGAGUUCAGCACCAUGGCUGGAGCUACAGCCAAUGAGCUGCAAAGACUGGAUGGGGAAGUAUCUGCGAUAGAAAAUGUGGUGACAGACGCGAAUAACGUGUCCAGUGCAUCUUUGGAGAUGGCAACGCAGACCUCAAACGCUCUUGGCGCCGUCACGAGCAGGGUAGGGGCACUGCAAGCAUCAGUCAACCAGCUCAAUAGCUUGGUAACGAUGAUCAACAGUAGUGCUGCCGGAUCUUUAACCAGAGUGAAGGACCAAACUGACAGUUUCACUGCCAUCAACGAACAAGUGGCAAAUCUGGCCGUCCCCAGUGAAAGUGUGGCCAAGAAUCUACAGUCCCAAGCAAGCCAAAUCCGGCAAUCAGCCCAGUCCUUACGAGAACAGGCUUUAGAAAACGCUCAGAGCACGACAUUAACCAGUCAGGUCAGCAGAGCCGUCACACAGUCAGCUGACUUAUUAGGAAACAUCCGGGUCGUGCUAAGUACAUCAGAAAUUUUGUUAGAACAAGUUCGGUCAGCCGCUGUGCGCGCGGAGGAAGCGGCGACCAUGGCUUCAAAUGCGUUUACUGCAGCAGAAGAUAUGCGGAGCACAUUGUUAAGUUUUAGCGCUAUCAUUGCUGAUUUAAAGCAGCAAGCUCAGAAUUCCCUGAAUACCGUAAUGGAAAUCCGCAACCUCAGUGAGGCCGCCAUACAAACCGCCCAAGCCUUAAGGGAGCAGCUUCGCGUCGCCUUUAACAACGCACAAUUGGCCCAUCAGCAAAUGAUGACUGCAGAGGCGUUACAAAGGUCAAAACGGGAUGCGUUAUCUCCCGUGAAUGAUCUGGCCAAUCAACUACAAACGGAUUCCAGUGGGGUUUUGAAUGAUCUAGAGACUCAGGCCGGACGCAUCAUAGCCGCUAACAGCACCUACGUACAGGUUGGAGAUAGCACGUGCAAAUCUGAGCAACCAUUGCUAAGCGAAGCCCGAAACAGUUCCGAGGCUGCCAAGCUCAAAGCCCAGGAAGCGUUUACUAAAGUUUCCAUCACAAAGGACAGAGCCGAAAGCCUGCUACAGUCGUUGCAGAAUUUACAGGAGAUCGACGUUGCCCGAAUCCAGCAACUGAAGGACGAGAUUCAAGCUAAUCGGGAAUACUUUGAUCAGAGGCAGCUGGCGGCAGUCGUGACAGAACUGCGAAAUAAAGUUCAAGCGCAGAAAGACUGGAUUGACAGUGCUGUUGUCCGCAAAGAACAGUUGCAACUGGAUAUUCAGAAUCUACGUGCCACUCAGUCACAACUAGUGCAUAACUGAUCGAAAUUCUAGAUGUGUUCACGUGAUCUUAAACCACGUACACGCUGCAUCGGCAGAAGAUGUGGUCAGUUCGCGCAAGAUCUCACCAAGUCACGCGAGACCAGGUUUUGAACGCCAGUAGUGCGUAUUAAUCUAUCAGCUCCUUGUAUAAAUGAGUUAAAUUACAAUAUGUCUUGGCUUACCGAUUUCAUUUAAUGUAUAAAGUUUCAUCCUUUUGUCUUCAAUAUCAGGUUCAGUAACUUUAUUUAGCUUUAUAUCAGCGACUCGUCUUUUGUGCAAAUCUUUUUAUCUUUGAUUUACAUUUUAUUUUGGUAUAUUUCGACCCAUAUGGAACAUUAGGUUUACUGUGGGAUAUUUGCGACAGUCUAAUUGUUUUGCCAAAGUCAUUUCACCAUUUUUUCUAACGAGAAGUAGAAUCAACGCUGUUUAAAUGUUCUCUCUUGUAAAAUAAACAAUGCUAGGCUGAAUUUGAAUACUGAUACAGUAGUGUAAUCAUUGAAGAUGCAGCUUGUUAGCACGCAUGUGUGUUCCGCAGAAACCUUCAACCUGAGGCCUAAUUUCGUCGCCUUCAGCCAAUCAAUAGCAAUUCUGAGGAGUGCCUUACAAGGUGAUUGGCUGAUUGGAUAAGAAAGUUAAGGUUUGAAUGACUGAAUUCAAAGCCGUACAUUCAUAUUUUACCUUAUAAACAACUUUAGCUCAGCUUUGAAGCUUAUGACACGCUCAAUAACAACCAUUUUCAUCUAAUCCCAAAAUGUCUCCAAGAAAAGAGCGUGCGUUUCCAUUUUUUGAUCGUAUGUAUUGUAAGAAUAAAGCUAUAGGAAUUUUUAUUGAUGAUGAAUGAUAUGAAAAUAUUUUUUGUAUUUAGACCUUUUAUACAUAAAUUGAUCGUGCUCUUCCAUCUCAAACAUGUGACUUGUCUCGUAUAUAAAAUUGAUGCAUUUUAGUUCCAUUAUGCUCCCUUCUGCUACUUUUUUCUGUGCUAAAAGGCGUUGCUUCAUGUUCAGCGACGAGUGUUUAUAGGAACUCAGUUCAGUUCACAUUUAUAUCUUUCAUGUAUUCAGUAAAGAAGUUUAGCUAUUAAUUAGAUUUUACCUUCCAAGUUAAAAGCAUCAAGCAAGCUGUAGAGCAGCUUCGAAGUAGAUAUGCCUGAAAAAGUACAUAAAUUUGAGUGUUAUAACCACUUUGUGUACACUUUCUCUAUUUUGUUAAUAAAACAGUGGUUUAAG
Messenger RNA from Liolophura sinensis, 7724 nucleotides. Its product is annotated as laminin subunit gamma-1-like. The record is from RefSeq and is a predicted model, not a curated record. The transcript has 26 exons. Gene Ontology annotation, biological process: animal organ morphogenesis; tissue development. NCBI's taxonomy places the organism in Eukaryota, Metazoa, Mollusca, Polyplacophora, Chitonida, Chitonidae. The coding region runs from base 862 to 6498 and encodes 1878 amino acids.